CAUUCGACGGUUAUUAUUCAAAAUUUGAUCAUUUUUAUUUCAUAGUAGUAUUACUAUUUUGCUCUCUUGUUAGUAAGUUGUGUGUGAAUGUAAAUAGUUUCUUACUUAAUCCUGGUGGAAUCAUCUGUCUUACUGACUUAUUAGUGUGCAUUGCUCUUCUAUUCUCUGUAUAACGUAAAUCCUCUGAGGAUAACCUGCAGCAUGAUCAAAACGUUCAAAUUUAUGGACUAUUUAGAGAAAAUAAAAAGGGCUUAUUCCCUGCCGGCACGGACGCACACCCCUACCUCGCAAAAUCGUGCUAAUUUACGUCGAAGCGUCAGAAACGAGCCUCCACCACAACCGGCGCGCCUGGAUAAGCAUCGUCGCGGUUGGACGUUACACCUGGCUCGUCCCCUAAAGGCAUCCGGAUGCUCAAGCCCGCUCAUACCCCUGCUGAUCGUCGUGCUGAUCCUGCUGGGGGUCGCAGGAGUCGCACUGUACAUCGUCUUCGAGCCCGAGAAGCUCCAGAUUAUUCAGCAGUACCUGAAGUCGUCGACGAGCAGGUUGACGGGGCAGAACGUUACUUCCGGUGAACCGAUCACGCCUACGAACGACGAGUCAAAUCUGACGACUGCGAUGACCGAUACGAUGACGUUAACAUCGAUGACAGACAUAGAAGAAACGUUUGCCGGGGGUAUGUUUGCCAUGAGCGCCCCUAUAAGCGGCAAUCUGUCAUUUCCGGGAAGCACUUCGCCGUCAAACGAAGGCUUGGAAACGGAAGCUGCGAGUCAGAACGUUAUUAAUGCGACGAGAUAUUGCGAUGAUUGCUUCGAGGGCGAGUUGUGCGUUGCCAUCUUCGGCGAAAUGGUGCCGAUAUGUAGGAAAAUCCGUGACCACAGCGAUCCCACCGGAUGCGGUGGUUUUUGCAUCUUGAAUAGGCAGAAAUGCCAUCGUCUCGACAUGGACGCAUUCAGAUGCGAAAGGGUCGAACGCUUCUUCUGUUUGGAGAACGAAUGGACUUGCUCCAACACGUUGUGCAUCCCCUUGGAUAAGCGUUGCGACGGGCAUAUGAAUUGCUAUGAUCAUUCGGACGAGUAUGAUUGCGUUUGCAAUCUGGAGACGCAUUUUCAGUGUGGUAACAAGACUUCCUGCCUUCCGUUGGAGAGGAGAUGCGACAGAAAGAUAGAUUGCUGGGACGCAACUGACGAGAUUAAUUGCACGUUAGGUCAUGAUCUUGGUUGGUUUUGCUCAUUGGAAGCCGAAUUUACUUGUAUCAAUGGGGAAUGUAUACAGAGAGAUCGGUUUUGUGAUGGGUUGGCAGACUGUAGCGAUGGAACAGAUGAACCUCAUGGAUGCCAAGGGCGAUGCAAUAAACAUGAAUUUACAUGCCAAAAUAGUAGAUGUAUUGCGAAAAGAAUGAAGUGCAAUGGGUUUGACGAUUGCGGAGAUGGCUCGGAUGAGAUACACUGCAAAGACCGGUUUAUUUAGUAUUUACACAUGAAGGAAAACAUUGCCAAUCAGAGAGAGAUCAAAUGCAGUAUUUUAUACAAAUAAAUGUACGUAAUGUAUAUAGCGUGUUGUAUAGAGAAAUAUGAGACAAAAAUAUAUAUAUUAAAUCGGUUUA
Messenger RNA from Acromyrmex echinatior (Panamanian leafcutter ant), 1603 nucleotides. RefSeq lists its product as uncharacterized. Gene Ontology annotation, cellular component: signaling receptor complex; plasma membrane. Gene Ontology annotation, molecular function: low-density lipoprotein particle receptor activity; protein binding. Lineage: Eukaryota; Metazoa; Arthropoda; Insecta; Hymenoptera; Formicidae. The record is from RefSeq and is a predicted model, not a curated record.